Pangasianodon hypophthalmus (striped catfish) is the source of this 2862-nucleotide messenger RNA. RefSeq lists its product as uncharacterized. Bases 354 to 2525 code for a protein of 723 amino acids. The transcript is spliced from 4 exons. NCBI's taxonomy places the organism in Eukaryota, Metazoa, Chordata, Actinopteri, Siluriformes, Pangasiidae. The record is from RefSeq and is a predicted model, not a curated record.
GGUCUGUUAAAUCUGUCAGCAAUUUAUAGGAAUAUAUUUUGUCUAAUUCAUUUAAAUAUUAUUAUUAUUUUUUAAUUCCGGCUCUCCGAACACAAUUCAGACUACUCCUGAGAGGGCUUAUUUUUGUUGUUUGUUGUAGGCCUUCGUCUGAAUUUAUCAAAUGGUGUGUUAAACCUCAGAGAAAGUAGUAGAGUAAUGGAGGAAGGGUUUUUCCUUCUGUUUGAUGGAGGUCAUGCUGAAUUUAAGUACCAACAGGAAGUCCUAAAGGAUGAGAAAUGGAGAAAUGACUAGUAUUUCUUUACUAACCACUCCUCUGCCUGUUAUAAGGCUAUAGAAAAUACAUUGUGAAAGGCAUGCUCACUAUGAGGCAUCACAACAGAAGAGCGUUGUCUGACAAACAAAAUGCCCUGAACAUGUUCAACAGCCAUAUGAAGGCCAAGGUGAAAUCCUGCAAUACAAGUAUUUCUGCUCCUUGCCACAGUUCAGUUUGUAGUAACAGUAAAACAGAGGAGCAUUACAGUGCACCUCAAAAGACAAAACGUCUUAAAACCAUAAAACAAAGAAAUCAGAUUCGAGGGCAGAGCAGCAACAGAUCUAACCAGAGCCAUCAACACUGUGAAAGAGGAAGCAAAGACAAAGGGCUGUGUAGUGAGUGUCAGGAUUGCCAGUGCAGUCGCUCACUGAACUUUUCCAGAAAAGAAAAGCCAGUUGCUAAGCCAUUUCCUUCACAGAAGCCGAGCAUUAUCACUGAAGGCCGUCUUACGUCUAUCAGAGGUCUCUUCAGCCAUGAGGUGAGGUCUGUAGACAUCGAAAGACUGGUAAAGAAAAAGAAACAUCAAAAGCACAUAGAAACUCAGGAAAGACAGGCAACUGCAAGUAAUUCCCCUUCCCCUUCCUGUUUAAUUCCCCAUUCAACACCACUUGCUGUGAUUUCCGAAACAAGUGAGGAAGGCACUUCUGCAUGUGCAAAUAAAGACCAGAAGUCAAAGCCAUUAGAGAAAACAGAUCUUUUACAGGCUAAUUUAGAAGGCACAGUCCCUGUGACUGUGGGCAGUGGAGAUGGGAAGCACAGUUCUGCACAGACUCAUAAAGCUACAGAUAAUAGUGCCGGAUCUGGAAGCCCAUCACAUCAGAAAGGGAUACAAGAAGCUGUGAUUUUGUCCUCGUCAGAAAGUGAACCUGUUCAUAAAUCCUUUCCAACAUGUGUCAGAGUCAGCCCGAGUGACCAUAAUGUCAUUCCAGAAAAAGACAACGCACACGACCAAAAGCAAACAAAUAAGGCAACUGCUGCCAUGGAUGUGCAACAUGACUUCGUAAAUACUGAAAGACACGACACCCCUGUGGAGUCAGAAGUCUUAAAUUUGGAUGUGCCACAAUUUAAUCCUAGUCCUGCAAUCUUCAUGUUUUCUUCACCCACACUGGACAGCGACAGAAGUGCAUUGGGAGAUGAAAGUCAGCACAAGAAACCUGGUUUUUCAUCCAAAGAGGAAGCAGUGAGGAGGCUGGCAGCUCGGCUAUCUCACAAUCUAGGUUCAUUUCCACUACAGCGCUGCUGCCCUCUGCUGACAGAGUGCAGGAAAGUGCUCCUGCACCACCUGCAGGAAAGGCAUGGCUCUCAGCUCCAGCACAGCCUGCGCAGGCUACACUCACACCUCGGUGCAGACGGGUCACAUUCCCCACACACUGCAGAGCAAGGCUGGCCCAGCUCAGUACAAAAAUAUUUAGACAACACACAAAUGUAUUUCAGCUACACAAGGAAGCAUGAAGACGAUCAACAGAGUGAGACAAUGGAAUUUCAUGCAGAUAAUAGCUCACAAAAACAUUGUCUACGAGAGGGUAUUUGUGAGAAUGUGGAAAGAGGAGCAGCCUCUAAGAGGCAGAGGAAGCAAACUUGGGGGAUAUACUCACCUCAGGAUUUCGUCUCAAAACUCCAACGACCAUGCCAAGAUACGUUAAGCCAAUGGGGUAUAACAACAGCACAGUCUCAAGAGUCUUUUAGAGCAAAGCAACACUCCAACUCCCAGACGUUCUCCCUGCACCAAACCUUUACUGGGGCCCAAACUCCAACACCAUGGUCUUAUAACUGCUCAGAUCGGACUUUGGACCCCUUUUUCCUGGAGCCACAGAAGCAAGUAAAAUUAGGUAGUGGUGAAAACAGAAGGAGACACAGCACUGCACUGUCACUGCUAGAACAGUAUAGAAAUGACCCUGAUUUAAAUUUUCUGUUCCAAGAUGAGAAUUCAAAGAGAACCCAUACAUCAUUAGGUCCUCUGACAGAGCUGAAGACUUGUUCUCCUCACCAUGACAUUGAGAGUGUCAGUGAGAGACAGAUCUUUGGUGCUUCUUCUACUGUUUCAGCAUUUUUUCCUCCAGAAGGGUUUUGUUAUGAGCCUUACUAUCGGUUUCCACAUCCAUCCAACUCCUUUAACAGGUCAGAAAAAUCUGGUAUGACUCUUUACACUCAGCCAGAUGUUGAAAAGAGGGGUUUUGGUCCAUCCUUGCACUUUACCACUCCUUAUUUCUAGUAUUGGCCAUAAGCUGCCUGCUACAUAUAGCUCUUAUUGUGAUGCAAUGACUUUAAGUGUCAUCACUAGAUGUUUAAAAAAAAGUUAAAUAGAUGGAAAGAAAUGUGUAAUAGUGAAAAUAAUACCUUUUCUUUUCAAAUGUGUACUUCAACUCUGUAAAUUCAGCUUUGGGCCAGACCAGAAUUCUCCACUAUAAAAUUUCUUAACUGUUACUAAUUACCAGACUGUGUAAUUUUCACUUACAGAAGUGUAUUGCAAAUUUAAUUUGCUCAGAUGCAUAUCUAUAAACCUGACAGAUGAUUCUUAGUUAGAAAAAAAAAGUCAUUUCAGUUUGACU